Molecule: messenger RNA, 349 nt
Organism: Lepisosteus oculatus (spotted gar)
Lineage: Eukaryota; Metazoa; Chordata; Actinopteri; Semionotiformes; Lepisosteidae
Source: RefSeq, a predicted model, not a curated record
UGCAACGGGACUCCUGAGAGUCGUCGGGUCCUGUACUGUAAGGCUCCCCUGACCGCUGUCUGUCCUCCUCCUCCAGUCAAGCACAGCGGCAGCGUGACCUUCGACGAGAUUGUCGCCAUCGCCCGCCAGAUGAGACCCCGCUCCAUCGCCAGGGAGCUCUCCGGGACUAUCAAGGAGAUCCUGGGAACCGCCCAGUCUGUGGGCUGUACCAUCGAUGGCCGGCCCCCCCACGAUGUCAUUGAUGACAUCAACAGUGGCAAAGUGGAAUGCCCUGCAGAGUAAAAUGAUGCACUUCAGAACAAGGGGAAGGAAGAUGAGAUGAAAAUAAAUUUAUAAGAAAAAAAAGUCA